Molecule: messenger RNA, 2182 nt
Organism: Mya arenaria
Lineage: Eukaryota; Metazoa; Mollusca; Bivalvia; Myida; Myidae
Product: calmodulin-A-like
Exons: 6
Coding region: 1570-2046 (158 amino acids)
Molecular function (GO): enzyme regulator activity; calcium ion binding
Source: RefSeq, a predicted model, not a curated record
GGGUCAAAAGUCAAGGUCACAGUGACCUUGAAUGCUAAAAGGUUGUACUAAUAAUGACUGGACAAAGCCUGCACCCAUGGCCCUUGAACAACUUGACUUUGGGGUUGGGCCUGACCAGUAGGUGAGCCCUAUUGAUUUGUCACAGACCAUUGAACGCAAAAAGCUUGCCUGUGUGACAACUCGACAAAGUCUGCACCCAUGGCCUUCAAACUUGAAAUUUAGGUUUGGGGUGACCAGCAGAUGACCCCUUUGGAUUUGGAGGUCAAGGUCACAUCUCCAAUAUUGGUCAUUAAAACUAUGUCAUUUACUUAUUCCCUGCUGCUAAGAGGAUACAUGUUUAUCAGCAAAUAUCAGCCAUCAUCUGAAUAUGAGUGAAAACUGUACCAACUACACUCAUACUUUGAAUAGCAUAAUCUUUAAACUGCCUCAAAGGCAUCUUUUGUCAAUGAAAAACCAGCUGUCAUUUCGGUCAAUGCAUAUUUCAUUCAAUUGUCCAGAUAUUCUUGACAACAUGGCGCUAAUUAAUGCUGCAGGUUUGAAAUUUAAGACAUUAGUUUUUUUUCUUCAGUACCAUGCAGAUUUAUUAACACUUUUAUAAUAAAAACAAACUAGAAAACAAGUUUUAAAGAUAUUAGUUUUUUUCAUGGUAUGAUGCCACAGCACCAUGCAGAUUUGUUUUCACUUUUAUAUCAAAGAAAGUAACUCGAGCACAAAUUUUGUAGAUAUGUGGACUCUGUUGAUAGAAGUUCUGGGAGGCAUUUUUAGGCUUGAAAGAGCAUCAUUUUAAAGUUAUAUUUUUAUUAUGUCCCUUGAAUCUUGGGUAUAGUUUGUAUUGUAUUUGCAUUUUAAAGACAUUGGCUUCAACAGACCCUAAUGAAAUGAAGGAAUGUAAUUGCUUACUGAAACUGUUAUAAGCGACGUCAUAAAUUGAAGCAAUUUUAACAUAAUGAAUAUGCAUUUAACUAAUUUAAAGCGGUUCAAAAUUAGGAAAUUUGAAUUAAGAAUCUUGUAGGCCAUUGGAUACAUGAAUAAGUAGGGCCAAUAUAUUUGUGCUUAUUAUAAUCACAUUUAUCCUUCUUCAUCUACCUUAAAGAGUGUUCAUCAUUUGUAUGAAAUCAUUUGAUCACGUUUCAUUUGAAAGAACUUUGCGGUAGUGUUUGCUUGCUUCAGUUACGUCACCGACAGUCUUGCAGCGCUUUCAGCGCUUUGAUAUAGAUUUAAGUGUUAGGUGUAAGAACAAAGCUUAACCCGCGUCCAGUCCGGGAUUGCAAAAGUACACAACGAAAUUCAUUUUAAAGUGAAUAGCUCUUCAGGGACACUGUUGAGUAAAUAAAGGAUCAAAAUUAAGAAAUCACCUUUCAAUGAAUUUGGUAUAUUAAAUGUUGAUCAUUUAUUGACAGUUUUACCGAUUUGUAAAUAUAUACGUAAAUGUUUCAAGUCCAAGUGAAUUUCUAUAACAAAAGGCUCUGAGAGUUGUGACAGUCGAUGUUUGACUUUUGUAAAACUAUUCAGUGUUUAGAUUAAUUUUGGCUAGUUUAGGUCUAUCGCGGAUCAUAGAUACGGACAACUAUGUCUGAAGAACAACAAUGCAAACAGGAGAGUGAUCGGGAACCGUCGGAGGAAGAGAAAGCAGAGUUCCGGGAGGCGUUCGCGCUGUUCGACAAGGACGGUGACGGCACCAUCUCUACAGAGGAACUGGGGACCGUGCUCCGCUCCAUGGGUCAAAACCCUACAGAAGGAGAACUGGUCGAUAUGAUCAACGAGGUCGACCAGGACGGUAACGGCACUAUCGACUUUGAAGAGUUUAUGAAGCUGAUGAAGGAGCGCGCCGUGGGUGACCAAGAGGAGGAGAUGAAGGACGCUUUCAAGGUUUUUGAUAAAGAUGGUAACGGUUACAUUACGGCAGCGGAACUGCGUCACGUUAUGAUGAAUCUCGGGGAGAAAAUGACGGACGAGGAAGUGAACGAGAUGAUGACGGAGGCGGACAAGGACGGGGACGGGCAGAUAGACUAUAAAGAGUUUGUUGAAAUGAUGAUAGGCAAGUGAUGUAACUUGGACAUGCAUUUGAUUGAUGUUUUGUGAAAGUGUUCUUAAAUGUUGUAAACAAAUUAUUUUCUGUAAUUUCUUUAUUGUAUGUGCAUUUAUAAAUAUUUUUGUAAAUAAAAUUCAUCUUGAACUUCAA